Molecule: messenger RNA, 1289 nt
Organism: Mus caroli (Ryukyu mouse)
Lineage: Eukaryota; Metazoa; Chordata; Mammalia; Rodentia; Muridae
Gene: Med10
Product: mediator complex subunit 10
Biological process (GO): regulation of transcription by RNA polymerase II
Cellular component (GO): mediator complex
Molecular function (GO): transcription coregulator activity
Source: RefSeq, a predicted model, not a curated record
GCGUCUACCUGCUGCUCUGAAACAGAAUGGUCUGGCAUCCAAAACCAUGAGGUGAGGGUGACCCAAAUCCAACAGGGACACCUCCUGCAGGGGAGCUACAGUCUUCAGUCCAAGGUUCAGCUGAUGUCUACUAAUGUGGCAACGCUGGAAUGAACCAUCUUGAAAGCAACUCCUGUGACCUGCAGUGACAUCAGCCGGGCCAUGAACAUGCAGCAGAGCUUGCAGUGAGUGACACACAAAGCCCAGUGUAUACUGAAGACCAGCUGAGACAUCCAGCGUCAUGGACUGAACUGAGCAACUACUGGAUUCUUGGACUUUCUGUUCACUGCCAUCCACCAUUGGAAUAGCUGGACAGCAGCCUCGUCAGGGCCCCGCCCCCGAGGAGGCCCCGCCCCCGAGGAAACGGAUGUGGGCUUCCGGAAGCCGGAAGCGGGCGAGCCCUGUGGACCCGGAGUCGCUGGGAGCUGAGGCUGCUAAGAGGCGGGCGGAGCCGGCGAUGGCGGAGAAGUUUGACCAUCUGGAGGAGCACCUGGAGAAGUUCGUGGAGAACAUUCGGCAGCUCGGCAUCAUCGUCAGCGACUUCCAGCCCAGCAGCCAGGCGGGGCUGAGCCAGAAGCUAAACUUUAUUGUUACGGGCUUACAGGACAUAGAUAAAUGCAGACAGCAGCUGCACGAUAUCACGGUGCCUCUGGAGGUUUUUGAAUACAUUGAUCAAGGUCGGAAUCCCCAGCUCUACACCAAAGAAUGCCUGGAGAGGGCUCUAGCUAAAAACGAGCAAGUCAAAGGCAAGAUCGACACAAUGAAGAAAUUUAAAAGCCUCCUGAUUCAGGAACUUUCUAAAGUGUUUCCAGAAGACAUGGCCAAGUAUCGGAGCAUUCGGGGGGAAGAUCACCCACCGUCCUAAGUGAAGAUCCCCAUACCCUUGUAAUAAACCAGACUGAACCAGUGGGAAGCUGUGCCUGCCACUGCUGCCUUCCAGCCACGUGAACUGGCCUGACCCCUACCUGGGCUGGGGGAGCAGAGCUGUGCCCCAGCUGUCCCUGCAGCUCUUAGACCCUUGGUGACCCCUUCUUUCUCUAGGGGAACAGGCAGGAAGACAACCGUGCUGAAAUGUGAAAUGUGAUGGGGCUCCUACUUGACAUUUCCUUUUUAUGUAUGCUGUUCUGUUACACUAUCCAUAAGAGAAAACUCGGUUUUAUAGUUACAUUUUCAGAUGUUGUGUAUAAGAACAUAACUCUUUACAUGGGUUUCAACUAGACAUAAUAAAGUCCAAAGUUUUACACUGCUCA